Triticum aestivum (bread wheat) is the source of this 806-nucleotide messenger RNA. RefSeq lists its product as uncharacterized. The transcript has 3 exons. Lineage: Eukaryota; Viridiplantae; Streptophyta; Magnoliopsida; Poales; Poaceae. The record is from RefSeq and is a predicted model, not a curated record. The coding region runs from base 144 to 590 and encodes 148 amino acids.
CUAGACCUGCGCCGCCGCCGAUCGCCAGGUGCCCUAGCUCUCCGACGACAGCCCCGUCCAACAACACUAGCCCUCCACCGGCCUCGACCGUGAUCCCCUGCCCUCUGCCAGCCUUGUCCGUGAUCCCACGCCCUCUGCCGGCCAUGGCCGUGAGCCAUUGCUCUAUGCCGGUUGCGACUCGCCUUCCAGAGCACGCAUCACUACCGCUCGUUAUAAGCAAUGGUGUCACCGAUCCUCUGUCCCCUGCCAUUAACCUGCCUCCUACACAGCUUGGUGGUGAUUUGAUUUUGCAAACCCAUAAUUGCAAUGAGGGCGGCCGCCAUGAUAUGGAAAUGCAUCCUCCCCCGAUCAAUUUGGAUAGCUUCAGUACACCAAAAAAAAGAGCUAUGGACAUCCCAGUUUGUAUUUCAUCAUGCACACCCAUAUGCGAUGAGAACUUAAAGCCAACUGUAGGAAUGACAUUCGACAGUAUGGAAGCAGUCGAGGAGUUUUACAAGGCUUAUGCACACAACGUUGGGUUUUCAGUUCGAAUUGGACAGAACAAGACGAAAGAUAAUGUGAUAGUCUGGAGGCGUUUCCUUUGUGCAUAAUCAGGAUUCCGAACAAAGAAGGAGGAUGAACCCAAGAUGGAUUUGAAUGGAGAGAAGAAAAGAACACAUGCAAGAAAGAUCACUAGAUGUGGUUGUGAGGCCAUGAUAACUGUGAAGCAUAUGAAGGAUGGCAAAUACUCAGUAUCAUUUUUUCAUGAAGAACACACCCAUGAGUUUGUCACUCCUAGGAAGCAACAUUUAAUCAAAUCUAACAGA